Molecule: messenger RNA, 2181 nt
Organism: Paracoccidioides brasiliensis Pb18
Exons: 5
Coding region: 1-2181 (726 amino acids)
Cellular component (GO): mitochondrion
Molecular function (GO): metal ion binding; methylcrotonoyl-CoA carboxylase activity; ATP binding
Source: RefSeq, a predicted model, not a curated record
AUGUCAUUUAUCGCUCGACUACCGGCCACCACCUCCCGCCUGGGAUCGAGGGCAGCGGUUCUCAAACCAGCCUCAGCAACAGCAACAGUUCGUGCCAGUUCGUCACUGUCGAGUGGCCCCGAGAGCAGAUCGCUCAAUUCCAUCCUCAUCGCCAAUCGCGGUGAGAUUGCCCUACGAGUAGGACGAACAGCUUCACAGCAUGGCAUUCGCGUAACGACUCUAUAUACAGACCCGGACGCCAGAGCCCAGCACGCGUUGAGCUCCCCAUUCUCAUUUAAUUUGGGCGAAACAUCAGCGUAUCUCGACGGUGACCGCAUUAUUGAAAUAGCGAAGAAGGAAGGGUGCCAGGGUAUACAUCCCGGUUACGGUUUUUUGAGCGAGAACUCGACGUUUGCGCAAAAAUGCACCCAGGCUGGCUUGGUCUUCAUUGGGCCGCCACCUAAAGCUAUUGAGGCGAUGGGUGAUAAGAGUCGAUCAAAGGAGAUUAUGACAACAGCUGGCGUCCCAUGCGUUCCCGGCUAUCACGGAGAAAACCAAGAUAUGGAUUUCCUCGAGGCGGAGGCGGAGAGGAUUAAAUUCCCUGUUCUAAUCAAAGCGGUCAAGGGAGGUGGUGGCAAGGGAAUGCGCAUCGCAAGCUCCAAAGAGACAUUCCGGGAUCAACUUAUCUCUGCUAAAUCAGAGGCGAUGAACUCAUUUGGGAACGACACAAUGCUGGUUGAGAAGUAUAUUACGACCCCACGACAUAUCGAGGUGCAAGUAUUUGCAGAUAAGCAUGGGAACUGUGUAGCGUUAGGUGAGAGAGAUUGCAGCAUCCAGCGACGUCAUCAGAAGAUCCUCGAGGAGUCCCCUGCGCCGCACUUGCCGGAAGCUACGCGGAAGGAUAUUUGGGAUAGGGCGCGUGCAGCGGCAUUGGCUGUUGGUUACGAAGGAGCGGGGACUGUGGAAUUCAUCUUUGAUAAUGAUACUGGGGAGUUCUUCUUCAUGGAGAUGAAUACCCGGUUACAGGUCGAGCAUCCAGUUACGGAAAUGGUUACGGGUCAGGAUCUGGUUCACUGGCAGAUUUUGGUUGCGGAAGGUGCACCUUUGCCGUUGACACAGGAUGAAAUUGAAGCUAUCAUGGCGACAAAGGGCCACGCCAUUGAGGCGCGAAUCUACGCUGAAAAUCCAGAUCAAGGAUUCAUACCGGACUCCGGCCGUCUGCUACACGUUCGAACCCCAGAAACGACAGAGGAUGUGCGGAUUGAUGCUGGUGUCAUUGUUGGAGAUGAAGUUUCGUCGCAUUACGAUCCCAUGAUCUCGAAGUUGAUUGUCCGAGGAUCAAACCGGACCGAAGCUCUACGGAACCUAGAAAUGGCGCUGGAGCAAUAUGAAAUCGCAGGACCCAUCACCAACAUAGAAUUUUUGAAGCGGGUCUGCAGGAGUCCAGACUUCGUCUCCGGGAACGUGGAGACGGGGUACAUCGAGAAGCACAAGGGAGAACUGUUUGCCAAGGAACCCAUUGAAGAUGAGGUUUUGGCACAGGUUGCAUUAUCUUGCCUUCUCAACGACGCAAGCGGUGUGAAGGUGGCGGGUCCAGCUGGGGCAACGGUUGGGUUUAGUCCUGCAUAUCAAGAGCGGCAGUUUGCGUUCGUAGAAGCCGCACAGACACCCUCAGAAACCACAGCGAGCGCUGCCCCUUUUAACGUCCAAAUACAACAAACGGGCGACACAACAUUCAACAUCGUCGUCAAUGGAAAGAGUUUUGAGAAUGUUAAGGUUGAGCAGCAACAUUCAGCCCCGUCUUCUAACGUUAUCGCCUCGUUCUUCCCACAUACGAGACUUAACACGACAAUUAUUCGCGAUGAAGAUAUGAUCACCGCAUUCCAAAGGGGGAGGCAGUAUCGGUUGAAGAUCCCGCGGGCGAAAUGGAUGGAGAAGGCGUUGAGGAUUAAGGAUACGGCGAAUAGCGUGUUGGCGCCGAUGCCAUGUAAGAUAUUGCGGGUGGAGGUUGCGGAGGGGGCGACGGUGGUGAAAGACCAGCCGCUCGUGGUUAUUGAGAGUAUGAAGAUGGAGACUGUCAUCCGGAGUCCACACGACGGGACGAUUGAGAAGAUUGUGCAUAAAGCUGGGGACAUAUGCAAAGCGGGGACAGCGCUUGUCGAGUUUGCAGACGCUUCCUCUAGGGCUGAGAAGGCUUCUUAG